GCAGCACACAGUGACUGGUGGUUGUUUACAUCCGGUCAGAGCUUUUAUUGAAGUCACGUGUCUCCGAGGUUCCGUCAGAACGUUUGUAGAACCAGAACCAGACCAGAACCAGAACCCGGUGUGAGCCCGGUGAUGGUCGGACCUGCUCGGUAGUUCGAUCCCGGAGCUGGAGACAUGGCGCCGGGCAGACGGAGCCACAAGAAGCCGCUGAAGCUGAACUGUGAGUGGGGCCCGUGUCAGGAGGAGUUCAGCCGGAUGGAGAACUACUGCAAGCACGCGGAGGGUCACCUGACCUCCGAGGAGGAGGAGGAGGAGGAAGGAGGUGAGGAGGAGGAGGAAGGAGGUGAGAGGACGUGUCUGUGGAGGGACUGCGGGUUCUGCUCUGUGGACGGUCCCGAGGAGCUGAGACGACACCUGUUCUUCCACUGUUAUCACACGAAGCUGAAGCAGCUCGGUCAGCAGGUUCUGAACGCUCAGCCCAAGAUCGGCAGCUGCUCCAUCGGAUACCAGAACCGCAACACCAUCCCCGAGAUCCCCGACAACUUCACCUGCCUGUGGGACGAGUGUGAGCAACCCCCGUUUGAAAACCCUGAGUGGUUCUACCGUCACGUGGAGAUGCACAGUCUGUGCGUGGACGUCCCGGCAGGAGAUUGUGAAUUCCCGGUGCGCUGUGGAUGGAAAGACUGUGAGGCGACGGCUAAAGGACGCCCGAAGCUGAAGGAGCACCUGCGCAGCCACACCCAGGAGAAGGUGGUGGCCUGUCCGGGCUGCGGCGGCAUGUACGCCAGCAACACCAAGUUCUUCGACCACAUCAUCCGACAGAGCGCCAUGGAGGGUCAGAGGUUUCAGUGCUCUCACUGCUCAAAGCGAUUCGCCACAGAGCGCCUCCUGAGGGAUCACAUGAGGACUCACGUGAGCCAUUACAAAUGUCCGCUGUGCGACAUGACGUGUCCGUCGCCGUCUUCGCUCCGUAACCACAUCAAGUUCCGUCACAGCAACGAGAAGCCGUACAGCUGCGAGUACUGCGAGUACAGGUGUAAGAACCUGGUCGACCUGCGGAAACACCUGGACACGCACAGCAGCGAGCCGGCGUUCCACUGCAACGCCGCCGGCUGCAGCUUCACGUCCCGAACGCUCGGCACCAUGAGGAUCCACCACAGACGAGAACACGAGGGGAACUUUGUCGCACGCUACAAAUGUCACGUGUGCGAUCAGUGCUUCACCCGAGGGAACAACCUCACCGUCCACCUGCACAAGAAACACCAGUUCAAGUGGCCGUCCGGACACCCGAGGUUCAGGUACAAAGAGCAUGAGGACGGCUUCCUGCGGCUGCAGCUGAUUCGCUACGAGAGCGUGGAGCUGACGGAGCAGCUGAUGAGGGAGCGACAGAGCCGGCAGGAGGACGAGGACGGAGGACAGACAGAGGAGAUGGAGGAGGAGGAGGAGGCCCCGACGGGGGCGGCCCUGAGAGGAGUGCUCCUGGAGGAGCAGAGGACGGAGGAGACAGAUGAUGGCGCCGCUGACGGCGAGGAGAUGAUGUACGUCCUCCGUGGAGGGACGGACUCUGCUCAACAGCAGACGGUGUGAUGGAAUCGUGACGGAGACGUGACGGAGACGUGACGGAGACGUUCCGUGUGGAUGAAGGAUUGACGCCUAUAUUAGGUUGUGAUCAAGUUUUAACCGUUCUGUUUACGAAUGUCGACCUGCCAGUAUUUUUAGAUCCAGUCAUCGUGUGUCAGACUGUGGUGGUCCCUGAAUGCAGCACGCCAUCCGGGCGGUGCGUUCGCAGUCAUCAUCCAUCACAGAGGACUCUACCUCAUUAACUCAUUAACUCUUUGUUCUUUUUAACGCUCCAAUAAAGUCGUUUGCAGAAAUCAC
Molecule: messenger RNA, 1878 nt
Organism: Larimichthys crocea (large yellow croaker)
Lineage: Eukaryota; Metazoa; Chordata; Actinopteri; Sciaenidae
Gene: hinfp
Product: histone H4 transcription factor
Exons: 9
Coding region: 175-1587 (470 amino acids)
Biological process (GO): anatomical structure development; regulation of transcription by RNA polymerase II
Molecular function (GO): RNA polymerase II cis-regulatory region sequence-specific DNA binding; DNA-binding transcription factor activity, RNA polymerase II-specific
Source: RefSeq, a predicted model, not a curated record